Molecule: messenger RNA, 2205 nt
Organism: Scleropages formosus (Asian bonytongue)
Lineage: Eukaryota; Metazoa; Chordata; Actinopteri; Osteoglossiformes; Osteoglossidae
Gene: pomgnt2
Product: protein O-linked mannose N-acetylglucosaminyltransferase 2 (beta 1,4-)
Exons: 2
Coding region: 135-1895 (586 amino acids)
Biological process (GO): protein O-linked glycosylation via mannose
Cellular component (GO): endoplasmic reticulum
Molecular function (GO): protein O-acetylglucosaminyltransferase activity; protein binding
Source: RefSeq, a predicted model, not a curated record
CUUCAAGAACAUCUCGGAACAUUUUAAGCUGUACCGAAACAAGAAAAGAAAACGCAAAGGGAAUCCAAGCCUCUACAGGCUUAACUCUUGGGCAUGACCAUAGCAUCUGAUCAGAGGGUGGUUUCCUGGCAGUAAUGCGAGCGCCCACCUGCAGGAUGAACGUGGCCGCGGUGCUCAACGGGCUCCUGGUAUCUGUGGUGGCGGCCCUCCUGUGGAAGUAUGCCAAUCUGCGGGACCAUGCUGCCCAGCUGGAGGAAGAGCUGCUGCUGACACGUCAGUCUCAGGAACUUUUGCAGGUGCGUGUCGACUACCACGCUGCCCUGCUGGCCCUCCAAGAGCAGGGCACGCGCAUGGUCUGCACAGGCAAGAUGCACACUGACCGCAUUUGCCGCUUCGACUACCUGUGCUACUGCACAGAGGCCGAGGAGUUUAUCUUCUUCCACAGCAAUGCCUCCGUCAUGCUUCCCAACCUCGGGCCCCGGCGCUUCCAGCCAGCCUUGUUGGACCUCUCGUCCGUGGAGGAUCACAAUACCCAGUACUUUAACUUUAUGGAGCUGCCUGCGGCUGCCCUCAAAUUCAUGCCUAAGCCAGUAUUUGUGCCCGAUGUCACGCUCAUUCUUAAUCGCUUCAAUCCUGACAACCUCAUGCACAUCUUUCAUGAUGACCUACUUCCCAUCUUCUACACCAUGAGCCAGUACUCCGACCUUGACAAUGAGGCCCGUUUGGUCUUCAUGGAAGGCUGGGGUGAGGGCCCCCACUUCGAUCUCUACCGCCUUCUCAGCAGCAAACAGCCACUCCUCAAGGAGCAACUGAGGAACUUUGGCAAACUCCUGUGCUUCACAAAGUCCUACGUGGGCUUGUCCAAGAUGACAACCUGGUACCAAUAUGGAUUUGUCCAGCCGCAGGGUGCCAAGGCCAAUAUACUAGUGUCAGGCAACGAGAUAAGGCAGUUUGCCUCCUUCAUCAUGGAAAAGCUCAACAUCACCAGGGAAGAGAGCCCAGAGAAUGAUGAAUACAUAGUGGUUUUCAGCCGCUCCAUUAACAGGCUCAUUCUGAACGAGGCAGAGCUGAUCCUGGCACUAGCUCAGGAGUUCCAGAUGAAGGCCAUUACUGUGUCCCUUGAGGAGCACUCACUUGCAGAGAUUAUCCGAGUCAUCAGCGGGGCAUCCGUGUUAGUCAGCAUGCACGGCGCCCAGCUGAUCACCUCUCUCUUCCUGCCGCGGGGUGCUGCCAUGGUAGAGCUGUUCCCCUAUGCUGUAAACCCAGAACACUACACUCCCUACAGAACCCUGGCCUCCUUACCAGGAAUGGACCUCCACUAUGUGGCCUGGAGGAACACCAUCGAGGAGAAUUCCGUGGCGUUCCCGGACCGACCGUGGGAGCAGGGUGGUAUCGUCCACUUGGACGCGGAGGAACAGGAGCGUAUUCUGAAAAGCAAGGAAGUACCGAGGCACCUGUGCUGCCGCAACCCCGAGUGGCUCUUCCGCAUCUACCAGGACACCAAGGUGGACAUCCAGUCACUGCUGGAGGUCAUGAGGCAGACACUGAAGUCCAAACCCAGCCCGAAGAAGGUUAGGCCCACCAGCACUGUCCACCCAGGCCGGGUACGAGAGCCUAAGUGCCAGACCUCGGUUCAGGCUGCCAAUGAGGCCAGGAUGACUGUGUCCUGGCAGAUCCCCUGGAACCUGAAGUACCUGAAGGUGAGGGACGUUAAGUAUGAAGUGUGGAUUCAGGAGCAGGGUGAGAACACAUACAUGCCUUAUAUCCUUCCACACCAGAACUACACCUUCUCAGAAAACAUUAAGCCCUUUACCACCUACCUGGUGUGGGUGCGCUGUAUCUUCAACAAGAACCUUCUAGGCCCCUUUGCAGAUGUUUUGAUGUGUAAAACCUGAUUUGAUUUGAGCAACGGUACUGGAAACCAGUACCUGGCAUGUAGUUCCUGACAACCAGACCUUGUGGCAGGAGAGCAAUUGCUGAAAAAAGCAGUUGACAAACACAUUUUUCUUUUCUUUUUUUUUUUUUUAGUCACCUGAGCUCAGGCUGAGGCAGAACAAACCUCUGUUUAAAAGGCGUUGAGGUUUUCAUACCUGUGAGACCAAAAGGUCAUUACCUUUAUCUCUUGGGGGGGGCUCAGGAGGACUAGUGCAAAAUUACCAUGAAGACUUUUAAGUGAAUAUUAAGUCAUUCACAACUAUAAAGAGG